AUGUACUCAUGGCUUCCUCGGCUCGAGCACCCCUUCUCGGCUCCUGCAAAACAAGCCCGCAACCUCUCAAACUUCGGCUCGGCUGGACUGGGCACACAAUCCCUUACCCCAUCUGCACUAGAGUCAGAUUCAGGCGCCGCCGCUGCAUCCCUUGGCGUAGUCGCCGCCGCCACCGCAGUCGUCUCCGUCGUACGCCACCGGCUGAUCAUUUGCUUCCACCAUCGUCUGCUUCGUCCCCCGCCCGCCCUCGUCCUACACUUGAUAGAGGGAGUGCGGCCGGCAGCCAGACGACGCAGAAAAAUUGGGAACCAAUUCAGCAUUGGAGAAAAGGAGACUGACAGGAAACCGGAGAUGAUGCAAUCUUUUCUGAUUGCUUCUUGUUCGAUAAUGGUUUUGUCUAAUUCACGGGGUGUGGGCUAUGGUUUGAUAAUCCAAGUUCACUUGGGAUCUAUACAAGCAGCCAGAAGGGCAAAUGGAAAUAGCAUCAGAUUGCUUGUCGCUGAUCAACAAGAUGAAGAGCACAGAGCAAGACCGAUCCCAUACUAGCUAGCAUCACUACUGAUGAUAUCAUAUGUAAAACCGUGAAAUUUUUCUGUAGCUAUCGUCAUAUAAAUAUGUCUUGUACUGAAGGAGCUCAUGUUUUGGCAAAAUGAACCAAACUGAUGUAGCUUCCUGCUUGUAUAAUGAGUACCCUGAGA
Messenger RNA from Triticum dicoccoides, 698 nucleotides. RefSeq lists its product as uncharacterized. Bases 1 to 546 code for a protein of 181 amino acids. The transcript has 3 exons. The record is from RefSeq and is a predicted model, not a curated record. Lineage: Eukaryota; Viridiplantae; Streptophyta; Magnoliopsida; Poales; Poaceae.